Penicillium hordei is the source of this 552-nucleotide messenger RNA. RefSeq lists its product as uncharacterized. NCBI's taxonomy places the organism in Eukaryota, Fungi, Ascomycota, Eurotiomycetes, Eurotiales, Aspergillaceae. The record is from RefSeq and is a predicted model, not a curated record. Bases 1 to 552 code for a protein of 183 amino acids. The transcript has a single exon.
AUGGUCUACACAUUGUAUACACAUCUGGAGAAUCACUACCGAAAAAUCAAAGAAUGGCUCCCGACCUUGAUUGAGACAUCCAAGCCUCUGCAAAAGAUUCCAGCCGCUCUUGAAGGCCACGACGCAGUCGACUGGGUCCCUGUGGAUGUCACAGCUCAAUCUUUGAUAGAACUCACGUUGUCCAGACUUGAAGACGACUUGACCAAGAAUCAAUUAUUCGACUGCUUUAAUAUUGUCAAUCCGCAGAUUGUCCAAUGGAAUGACCUGGUGCGCACCGUCUCUGACUUUUAUCAAAGGCAGGGAUGUGCCAUGGAGGUAGUCGAAUACAACCACUGGCUUAGUGCAUUGAAGCAGAUCGACCCUAUCUCCGAAAAUAUCGCUAAAUACCCAGGAAUCAAGCUGGCCGAACUCUAUGAGGAUAUGAAGCAGUUGGAGAACCGCAAGGUACACCUUGCUACGGAUCGGUCGGUGCUCAAGAGUAGUAGUUUGGCCAAUCUGCAGCCUCUCGAUGGUCCGCUUGUUGAAAGAUGGCUAGAGCGCUGGGCCUUUUGA